CCAUGGGUUUCCAUAGGAUACAGCCUACUUCCCAGGAAUUAGGCUGCGUGGACAAUUGCAACUGAAAAUACAAAUAUAUGCACGCAAGAAUUACUGGGCGUUGUUUCCACUUCACCCUUUUAAAGCCAAUUUAUUUAUGUAGCUAGCUUUAUUUCGAUUUCCCUACGUUAAUAAGAAAUAAAUGUAGCUGCAUCGCCAAGAGAUAGGCCUGUCUUUGAUUGCCAGCUCCUUGACUCUUUCAGCCCUCGCUAUGCUGAACAGGUGUUUGAUAUUCGGCUAAUCAGAGGUUACUGGGCCCAUCUGUAUUCGCCGUAAAUUUUAAUUCACGUAAAAAAACGUUCCAGAUCUACAGAAGCUUUAGCUGGUUACACGGAACUUGAAAAAUUAAUGUUCGAAUAGGAGCGCUCUUAAGAUCCUGAUUGUAUUUUAAAAUUUGAAAGCAAGCUUGGCCUAUCAAAGGCAAUACUUGGAAAACAAGACAAAACAAUUUCACCAAGAUACAUUCUAAAGAAUCUACGCCAUUGUUAAUGGAAUACCCCGUACAUGUCACUGCUGCCGGUCAAAUUUCUUUCAACAAAAUAUUGGAGCUGCAGGCCCAGCCUAUAAGCGAAGAACAGGCCUGGGCACUCUGUUACCAGCUGUGUACCCUAUUAUCUGUAGAUCAAUAUGGGAGAAGAUGCGAGUACUACACGUCCGGUAGAAUGUUGCAACUCCCUGGAAUAAAUAACAUUUUACUGAUGAAUGACGGGAAUGUUUGUCUCAGAAUGGAUGACAGCAGCACAGACUACUUUGCCUUUGAGACUGAAGAUGAGAUGGUGGAUUACCUGGGAAGGCUGAUCUACUCCUGCCUAGAUUGGGGUCUGGAUAGCAGUGUGGAGAGGGAGCUAAAUGAGACCCUCGAGGUUCUACUGUGCCAGAUGACCAAGGUGAAGCUCAGCCAGAGUAUGCAGGAGUCCUUCCAGCCCUUGUGUACAUUCUCUGAGGUCAUCCAGGUCUGUGAGAACCGUCUGUAUGAACCGGCUCAAGCUGCACGUCACUACAGAGCCACCUGUUCAGCACUCUUCUCAGAGACUUUGGAACUGUGCCUGUACUUCCACAACGUUCAGCGUAACAAAGAUGUUUUGCAGAAGCUCAUCAUUGAACCAGAAACAAGAACUGUUUCUCAGGAUGCAGCACGCUGGGUGUUUUCAUGGAAGCACUUGAUAGAGGACUUAAUCAGAGGGGUAGCACUCAGGCCAGUGGAAUGGUUAAACAUAACUGCUCCCCUUCCUGUUAAGCGCUCUCCUUUCCAGCAGCUCUUGGAUGACAUAAAGCUCAAGAGGUACACGCUCCGCAAAAUCCAGAGAAUUGGAAAAACAUAUAUGGCGUCUGGACAUCACGAGGCUCUCCUGAUGGCCAUCUCCUCAAGGCCAAAGUUGAAACCUGUUUCGGAACGGAAACUAAAGACACGGCCCAAAGCAGAAUCCAGUCUCCAUGAGCUGCUGAUGGGGGAAAUCCGAACAGCUAACCAACAGACACUCUUAUCUUCACACAAAAAGCGGUUUUCUUAUAAAGAUGAUUGUUUCUCACCCCUGAGCUGUCCAAUUCCCUAUGGUGAGGACACCACAACUAAAGACAACUCCUACCUGUUAAGCCCCAUUCCAACACUUGACCUUCAGGAGGCAGAGAUUGAGGAGGAGGCAUGCAAAGAGAGAGUAUUCCAGCAAGUCAACACUAGAGUGGAUCCAGAGUUGAAAUUCCUUCCUUCUCUCUCAUCUUCGCCACUGGACCCCUUCUGUGGCUCAUCAAGAAGAAAAUCUAGAUCCUGUUCACUUGGCAGCCACCUUGAAGUCUCCAAGCCAGAAAGGAGCUGUGCCAAGGUUAAUGUUCCCCUUACUAUUUCUGAUGUCAUCAAGAGGCGCCAGACUGAAAUGAAGACCUUGAAAACUGUAUACUGUGACAGUCUCAGAAAAUGGAGGGUAUGUUCAAGUUGUUCAAAGAGAAGCCUUUAUUUCACCUGGCAUAACUGUUGUUUCCUUUGCAACCGGGUUGUGUGCCCUGAAUGUUGCAUGAAGAUGAACCUGCCCUAUAAGUGGUGUGUGAACUUGCCAGUGAGCUUUUUCAAGAAGAUUGUGUUGAACAAGGACUGCGAACAGGAUGUGUCUAACUUCUGGAGAGAGCGCUUGAUUUGGGAACAUACCAGGGUUCCUCUUGUCCUGGAGUCUCCUAUCAGAAAUGCAUCCCCCCUGCCUGGUUUAGCCAUGAGAGACUGGUACAGCCAAGACAUAUGUACAGAAUGCAAGGGCUUUCUGCUGGAGGCCUGCGAUUCUGUGUUCCGCCUGAGGCCUAUACCUAGCUCCAAGGAAAUUUGACCAACGCUCUCCCAGGAUGUCUGAAUGUUCCCCUCGACCGCUGCACCACCCAAACACCUUUUGCUUUGCCGUCAGGCUAGUUUUUCCCACUUUUGUGUAGACUUUUGUCACCACCUGCACCAUCAGCACUGUUCCUAAACCAAAGCAAUAUUUCCAUUCACCAAGGUGAUCUAGGGUUUGUUUCCACCAUUUGUUUAAGUAUGUUGUUCAACUGUGUGUAUUUAUUUAAAUGUGAUUUGCACAACAAACUUAAAAGCCCAAAAUCCUCCUCAUUGUUCCACAAAGUUCUCAGUUCUAUGUGUUUUGCAUUUUAUAACAUUUAAUGUGAUUUUAAAGACAUUUCUAUAAUCAAAUAAAUAUUCCUAAUAUAAA
Molecule: messenger RNA, 2723 nt
Organism: Anguilla anguilla (European eel)
Lineage: Eukaryota; Metazoa; Chordata; Actinopteri; Anguilliformes; Anguillidae
Exons: 16
Coding region: 528-2351 (607 amino acids)
Biological process (GO): cleavage furrow formation; actin filament polymerization; Golgi vesicle transport
Cellular component (GO): cytoplasmic vesicle membrane; cell cortex
Molecular function (GO): actin binding
Source: RefSeq, a predicted model, not a curated record